AUGGAGAAUGUUCAAAGCGCAAGUUGUAAGUCGCCGAAAAAUCACACCCAACAGGAAAAUGAUUCCAACGAUGCGAAUAAGGUAAACCAUUUCGUUGCAGAGGAGGAAAGAAGGAAAAUGCACAUUGAUAAAAAUGGUGCCAACGAGGGGGAGAAUGCUUCUAGUAGACAAAAUGCAGAUAGUAAUAAUGACCCCAACGAUAGUACCAGUGUCAAUGUGGAGGAUAAAAUAAUUAGGAAAUACCUGAGUAAGCGUAUGAGUAACAUAGGCUUAAGCCCCAUGAGAGGGAGUGAUAGUGGAGGAGAAGAAAGUGCAGAGGAAAGGGAAAAUCAAAGGGAAGAUGGAGGUGGAAACAGGGGCAGAAUAUUGGAGGAAAAUCUUCGCCAAAGAGGAGAGGGACACUCCCCCAAACGCCCAUACGAACCGUUCGAAAAACAAAUCAACAUCAUCAGUGAUAGCAACAGCGAUAGCAGCAGCGAAGGGGACGACAUUCCUCUGCUCAAGACACUGAACAUUGAUCAGACAAAAGUGCGCAUCAAAGUGGGAGAAACAACGGGAACCUGUGGUGGCGAUGCUGUUAGAAAAAUCGAUAGGGCAAUUCUAAAGAAGCGGAAGACUCACGUAGAGGCAGAGAAAGUAAAAAAUAUAAAACCUUCCCGCAUCAAUGGGGAUAUGCAAAGUGGAAAAAAAAACAGGGAUACCGAUCCUGAGUCAGAUGCAAGUAGCGAUGAUGAAUACUUAAUCAACCUCAUUAACAGGAACAGUGGCAGUGACAAAUUCCAAGGAAAUAAAAAACAACAAAGUGAAAGAAAAGACAGUGCGCGCUGUUUAAACGAAAAGACUAGCAGAAAGACAAGAAUAAGUACCGGCAGAGGGGAAGGAAGUGAGUCCUCAGUAGACGAAGAUAGCACGUCGAGUUGCGAUUCGGAUGAACCCAUCCUUGUAAAAAGUAAACUAAAAAAUAAAACCAAUUCUCCCCCAAGGGGAGUAGGCAAUAGUAACGAUCAGCACGCCAGCCUGGUGCAGACACUCUCCACCACGAGUGACGACAUCGGGGAUCAGAAUAACGGUGUCCUACAUAGUAACGAAACGAAGCAAGUCAUAGCGAAUUGUAAAGGCAACACCCAAGUAGCAGUAGUUAACAGUAGUGUAGACGCAAAGGGAAGGAAUGCUUCCUCAAAAGCGAAGCCAUCGUCUAAAGCGCGCGCAUCUCCCAUAGCACACCCUGUCGCAAACUCCAAAGGGAGUUCUGCUCAAAAAAAAAAAACGAAAAAAAAUUUAGGAAAAAAAAAAAAAAAAAAAAACAGCAAAAAAAGUCCGCAGAAAGGGGGAUCCAAGGAGGGGCGGAAAAAGGGUGUAGUCACAAAAAGGAUUAAAAAAGGCAACAAAGGGAGUGACAGUGCCAGAGGGGGUGAUCGCGCCAGAGGGGGUGAUCGCUCCAGAGGGGGUGAUCGUGCCAAAGGGAGAGGCCAUGCAAAAGGGAGAAAUAACGUCAACCGCAGUGAUAAACGAAAGCAUAGGCACAGUAGUGACGACCUCGAAAACAGCCUGAGCCAAAGCAACGACAUCGAAACAGAUUCCAUCGUUGUAGGCACCUUCGACCCCCAUAACCGGACACCCAAGGAAAAACUUGUAGCACAAUUACUCAUUCGCUGGUGGUAUGUCCUACCCGAUUGGCCAACACCUGAUUUCAAUUAUGAGCCAGAGCUGACCAGAAGGAAGUUAAGGUUAGUUCCCCUGGAAGAAUACGAAGAUGAAGAAGAUAUUGAUAAACAGGGAUUUAGAAAAGUAUAUGAAAUCUCUGCCUUUCCGGGAGUCUUUAGAGAUGCAACUGGAAAGGCAUAUGACUUAAGAGACAAGGAUUCAUGCCCAUCUUACAACAAUUUUAUGAAAAAAACAGAAUUACAGUUGCUAGAAUUAAUCUCACAGGCUAUAAAGAACCAAAUAGAAUCUUUAAAGGAGUCUGUGUAUGAUGAGAGCGCCAUGGAAAAGAUUCUCGAAAAACAGCUCAAAGAUGCAGAAGUGAAGUUAAAAAAAAUUACCAAAAAAAAGGAAACAAAAACAAAAGCGGGGGAAGAUCAUGAAGAGGAGUCCGAGGGGGAAUCCGAUAGGAUACACACUUAG
Plasmodium knowlesi strain H is the source of this 2124-nucleotide messenger RNA. RefSeq names its product conserved protein, unknown function. The transcript has a single exon. Bases 1 to 2124 code for a protein of 707 amino acids. The record is from RefSeq and is a predicted model, not a curated record. Lineage: Eukaryota; Apicomplexa; Aconoidasida; Haemosporida; Plasmodiidae.